GAUUUCGUGUUGAACGAAGUUAAUGAGUGGAUAUAAGAAUUCAAAAUGCAGAUAUUUGUGAAGACUUUGACGGGGAAGACUAUCACCUUAGAAGUAGAAGCUUCGGAUACAAUCGAAAAUGUUAAAGCCAAAAUCCAGGAUAAAGAAGGAAGUCCCCCAGAUCAGCAAAGACUUAUAUUUGCUGGCAAGCAGUUGGAAGAUGGCCGAACAUUGUCUGAUUAUAACAUCCAGAAAGAAUCUACUUUACACCUUGUCUUAAGGCUCCGUGGUGGUGCUAAGAAGCGAAAGAAGAAGAAUUACUCAACACCCAAAAAAAUUAAGCACAAGAAGAAGAAGGUUAAGCUUUCAGUCUUGAAGUUCUAUAAGGUUGAUGAAAAUGGGAAGAUUCAUCGCCUCUGCCGUGAAUGCCCGUCAGAACAGUGCGGUGCUGGAGUAUUCAUGGCUGCCAUGGAAGAUAGGCAUUACUGUGGAAAGUGCGGGCACACACUAGUGUUCAGCAAACCUGAUGAAGCUUGAACAUGUUGCUGUAUGGUUUCUUGGCAUUGUAUUAUUACUGACAAAUAAAAAAUAACAAAUAUU
This is a messenger RNA of Schistocerca nitens (vagrant locust), 579 nucleotides long. RefSeq names its product ubiquitin-40S ribosomal protein S27a-like. Gene Ontology annotation, cellular component: cytoplasm; ribosome; nucleus. NCBI's taxonomy places the organism in Eukaryota, Metazoa, Arthropoda, Insecta, Orthoptera, Acrididae. Gene Ontology annotation, molecular function: ubiquitin protein ligase binding; protein tag activity; structural constituent of ribosome. The transcript has a single exon. The coding region runs from base 46 to 516 and encodes 156 amino acids. The record is from RefSeq and is a predicted model, not a curated record. Gene Ontology annotation, biological process: protein ubiquitination; modification-dependent protein catabolic process; translation.